This is a messenger RNA of Macaca mulatta (Rhesus monkey), 2850 nucleotides long. The record is from RefSeq and is a predicted model, not a curated record. NCBI's taxonomy places the organism in Eukaryota, Metazoa, Chordata, Mammalia, Primates, Cercopithecidae.
AGCAACGCGGAAUGGCGUUUCAGUGCUGGGUUCCUUAGACCCCGUGCAGACCCUGCUGAGCCUUCAGCAUCUAACUUCCAUGGAGCUGAGGAGCACACUGCCAAGAAAAGAUGAUGAGCUCCAGGGGCUGACCAGCGGCUGUGCUUCCCAUGCGUCUCCUUUAGAGGUGAAGAUUUGAUAGUUUCACCCUUUCCAGGAAAAUUCACUUAUCAGGUGCCAGCACUGACUGUGGAUGAACAGGUUUCCUACAUCCAAAGACUGGGCAAGUAUGUCAGCUGCUCUCCUCUCCCUAAACUCACUCCCUUCCCUGUCGCAGAACUGAGAUUCACACACACUCUCUCUCUCUGUCUUUCUGUUUCUCUCUGUGUGUCUCCCACUCUCUUUCUGUUUCUCUCUCUCCACCCCCACUACCUUGUUGCUGUGUCAUGUGGCCUGCUGGCUCAGUAAUUCCGUCUGUGCAGACAGGAGAGAAAGCUAAGUAGAGAGUCAGAGCAAGAUCUAGAAGAAUCCUUUACAUAGAUGCCAAUAAGAAAGUGACCCCCAGACAGGACAUUUUAAAGCAGAAAAAAGAGAAAGCACUGGAAAUGUGAGAGCGUGGAGAAAGGAAAGGGGUAGGGUACAGGGAGUUUCACUGAGUCUAUGUGACCCCCAGGCUCUGUGUUUUACAUGUUAUAUUCCCCUGUGUCUAAAAAUGUUCUCCUAAGCAUCGGUUUUGUUUUGUUUUUGCUUAAUGUUGUGUCGUUUUGUUCGUCGCAGCUGACAUUUGAUAAUGUGUGUUGUGUAAGACAGUCUGCACUUUGUACAACUAACCCACAUCUUCCAUUUCAGCACAGGCUGGCACGUUUCGCUCCGAUUUUGUGGAGUACAGGAAGCAUAUCGCUGUAGAUGUACAUGUAUGAGUCAUAAGCCCAUAAAAGCAGUUUCACACUGUGCUUAAAAUGGUCAAAAAGCUUGGUUUUGGGACCAAUAUGUUAUCUUCUCUAAGACCACUACUAGACAUUUGGACUCUCAAACGUUUAGAGGAUUAACCAUAUUAUUUUUACUAAUAUUGAGGGAGUUAAAAUAGUCUAAGCAAUUAAAUUAGGUGUAUUAUUCCGAUAUGAGAUGAUAAUUUAUACUCCUUAGGAAUCAGAAAGGAAAAAAAAAAUCAACCUCUUUUCUCACUAAAUGGAAACUAGUAUCAUUUCUGACUUUUAAUGUAGUAGGAGAAGAAUGGAAUGAUUUUCAACCUGCACAUUUUCUGCUCAUGAUGUUAGAAAAGUCAUUUUCUUUGAUAGGACCUGUAGCUCUUUUUUAAGAAAUGGAUAAUAGCAUUUGAUUAGCCAAAUAUAGAGGAGUGCUCUGUAGUACAUGCGAUAUAAUGGUGAAAUUCUCACCUUUAAACAAAAAGCUCUUUUGUAAUUUAUCAAAAAUAAGUAACCAUAUGAUGAGAACUAUGAUUUGAAGUUGUUCUUCAUGUCCACUGAAAUUUCACAAAUAAUUUUUAUUCCAAUUUAAGAUACAUUUAUCAUCAGCAUUAAAGUUGCUGUGAAAGAGAAUUGAUUUGACCUCAGAAUUUUUAUAUAAGACCAUUUUUAUUUUCUCCUUGCUCCCAUUUGAACAGGCAUAUUUCGCUGGCCAAAAUGGGACAUAAGAAUUCCAGCACCAUCACUGAGCUGGUCCUUGUGGGAUUUUCCAAUCAUCCCCAAAGUGAGACACCCCUCUUCUUCCUGUUCUCUCUGGCCUACUUAGCAAAUUGUUUUGGAAACACAGCUGUCAUCACUUUUGUAGUUCUGCAUUCCCCUCUCCAGACACCCAUGUAUAUCUUCCUUUGUCACCUGGCCUUUCUCAACAUAUUUUUUAGCACAAUCGUGGUCCCCAAGAUGCUCCAUAACUUCCUUGCAACCAGGAAAGUCAUCUCUUACAACUUCUGCCUCACUCAGACCUACAUCACCUUAUUCCUGGAGGUGACUGAGUGCUUUCUUCUUGCAGUGAUGGCACUGGACCGCUAUGUGGCCAUUUGUUUCCCGCUGAGAUAUCUGCUCAUCAUGAACACGUCUGUGUGUGUGGCGCUGGCUCUGGGAGCCUGGACCACAGGCUUUUUUGCUUCAGUGGUUCCUCUGUUCUUCACAGUCCUCCCACUCUGUGGUCCUUAUGUUGUUGACUAUAUUUUCUGUGAACUGCCCAUCCUUCUUCACAUGUUCUGUGCAGAUACAUCCCUGCAGGAGGCCAUGAUGCUUGCAGGAGGGGCUGGAACAGUGUUACUCCCCUUCCUCCUCAUUAUUCUCUCCUACCUGCGCAUCCUGGUGGCUGUGAUGAGAAUAGACUCAGUUGAGGGCAGGACAAAAGCCUUUUCAACCUGCACUUCCCUUCUGACUGUGGUGACCAUAUAUUAUGGAACAGGAUUAAUCAGAUACAUGAGGCCCAAGUCCCUUUACUCAGCAGAGGGAGACAAACUGAUCUCCUUGUUCUAUGCGGUCAUCAACGCUCUGCUGAAUCCUUUCAUUUACAGCCUGAAGAACAUGGAAGUGAAGCAGGCUAUGGGAAGAGUUACAGGAAAAUACAAAAAUAAAAUUAAAUCACAUACUAGGAUGUGUAGAAGUUAAAGACAAGUUUGUAUUUUUAGCAUAGUCACAUCCAAAUUCUAUGAAACUAACCUCCAUCACAAGAAAUCCCACUUAGGCAAACUUGCAGAAUAAGAUGGUCAUUCAGUUUUUACAAAUCCCCCCCAAGUGUUUUCAAGUCAGAUUUCUCCUCUCUGUGAAUACACAUUUAUUGAUAGUCCUUUGUUAAGUGUUAAAAUAUUGCUAUGUCUGGGGCAGGCAUGGUGGCUUAUGCCUGUAAUUCCAGCACUUUGGGAGGCCAUGGUGG